AUGAGUUUUCCAGGUGCCCGGAAAGAUGGCAAUUCGUUCACGAAAAACCUACCAUUUGGAUUAAGUUAUAGCGAUGUUGGAGCCACGGAAAAUGGAGAACUUCCGUCCAUACCCAUGCCCGUAAACGGUCUCAUAACGGCUCGAGAGCGAGCCACCGCAAUUUGUUACAUGAAUCUUGUCACAGCGGAGCGUGAGGGUCCUUUUUACACAGGUUCCAUGCACCUUUCUGUAGAUGGACAAGGCAAAGACCGGAAACUUGUAGAUGAGGACGGUAUAAAUGAUGGUGUGGAACGCUACUCAGAUCGAUAUCUCAAAAAACGACGUAUUGGGGUAUCCAUUGAUGAACAUCCCUUCCAUCUAGAGUUCUUCCCAGACGAGCUUUACCAAGUGAUGGGCAUAAAUAAGAAAAAACUGUUGGCAAUCUCGCAGCUCAACAAACGCACAGACGUCUUUACAGGUUCUGGUGGUUCCAAUUCAGAUGCAGAAGGUUUGUCGAUGCUGGAAAAGCUCAAGAAUCUGGCAGACGACGAAGAUGAAACUGCAAAUGUAGAAAACAAGGAAGAGCCAGAGGACGUGGAUGACGAAUUUGACAGUGAUGAGGACGAAGACUAUAACGCCGAGAAGUACUUCGACGACGGAGAUGAUGAUGCGGGAGAAGAAGAGGAGUAUGGUGACGAGCCAGCAUUUUAG
This is a messenger RNA of Lachancea lanzarotensis, 690 nucleotides long. It is a transcript of the gene RPC31, whose product is annotated as LALA0S04e01860g1_1. Gene Ontology annotation, cellular component: RNA polymerase III complex. The record is from RefSeq and is a predicted model, not a curated record. The transcript has a single exon. NCBI's taxonomy places the organism in Eukaryota, Fungi, Ascomycota, Saccharomycetes, Saccharomycetales, Saccharomycetaceae. Gene Ontology annotation, biological process: transcription by RNA polymerase III. The coding region runs from base 1 to 690 and encodes 229 amino acids.